CUGAUCAAGUAUCUGACUGGAGCGAUACUUGGAGCCGACAUGCACACACGUGGAUAAUGGACGUCAGCAAAACAGGACUCUAACAACAGCUUGACACACAGCCGUCUGCAUCUUCCAGAAUCACCGGAGUGGAGAUGAAGGGGAAAGAGAGGCAGCAGCAGCAGCAGCAGCAGCGAGAGCUCGUGGUCUCAAAGAAGAAGAAGAAGAGUAUGGCAGCGAGCAGCAGUGACGAUGAAGAUUCUGAUGUGGAGAGGAACUUCGCUCUGCUCACUGAAAGAGGAGGAGGAGCUGAGGAGGCGUACCAUGGCGAAGAGGAAGAGGAGGAAUUCAGUGAUGAUGAUGAAGAAAAAGAAGAAAAAGAGGAAGACGAGGAGGGAGCAGAUGUUGGUGAGGAAGAGUCUGAUGGUGGUGAAGAGGAAGAUGGAGACAGUGGAGCAUCUGAGAAGGAGGAUGAUGACGAUGAUGAUGAUGAUGAUGAUGAUGAAGACCCAGAUGAUGCUGGUGGCAGCAGUGAGAUCCAGACCAGAGACGACAUUAAAAAAGAACUCUCCAACAUGUCGUUUGAGGACAUCAUGAAGCUGCAGAACAAAGUGGGAACCAAAGUUUACAACGAGGUGGCGUACGGCAGCGACAAGAGUCAAAGGACGGGCAAAAAGAAACGCCUCAACAAGAACAGGCCGAUGGAGAUUUCAGCCAAGAAACCAGCUCCGUUCCUCCGUCAGGUCGUCUCCGUCAGGAAACCGACGCUGAGAGACCCUCGAUUUGACGACCUGUCUGGAGAAUACAAACCUGAGAUUUUUGAGAAGACAUAUAAAUUCAUCAAUGACAUCAGACACAGAGAGAAAGAGAUCGUCCUGAAGCAGCUGAAGAAGACGAAGAAGAACAACCAGAGGAAGGAGAAACUGCAGUUCCUUCUGAAGAGGAUGGAGAACCAGGAGCGAGCCAGGCAGAGCCGAGAGCAGCAGCGAGACAGAGAGCUGCAGUUCAAGAGGCAGCAGAGAGAACGAGCCAAUCAGGGGGCCCGACCGUUCUUCCUCAAAAACUCCGAGAAGAAGAAGCUGCUGCUGGCUGAAAAAUACCAGGAGCUGAAGAAGAGCGGCAAACUGGAGAACUUCCUGAGCAAGAAGAGGAAGAGGAACGCCGGGAAGGACCGCAGGAAGCUGCCGCGACAGCUGCAGAACAAGAACGCUCAGUGACACAAAGAAAAAACACGUGAAGAAGAAGUCGCUCAGCAGCUGGAGGGAGAUAAAGAGAGACUAAUGACUCGUCCCAGCCUGCUGGAGGAGGAUCCUGGAGAAUGUCUUUGAUGUGUUCAAUGAUGCUCGGAUAUCUGAACAUUCAAAAGCAUCGGAAGUUCAUUGUCGACCUUGAGAAGGGACACUUUUCUUUUUCAGGGACUUUCACCUCGUCUCUCAGUUUCCAUAAUGUCGGAUUCAGACUGUGACAUUUUGUCUGUUCUGAUGGUCUCUGUGUCACAUUAGAUGAUUGUGGAGUCAUAAAUCUUGCCUUGACUUGACCGACAGACGUGACAGACCACAUGAUGGUCCACACCAGUCAUGACUGGUCAUCUUUCACGACGUGUGUAUGAUGUCAUCAGAUUAUUCGUGUCUAUUUUCAUUAUUAUUACUAUGAUUUUAGUCCCUGUGUCUGGUCAUGUGCCAGCUGAACUGUAAUAAAAAGUGUCACGUUGUGCUAACAUGAAAACUUAGCAGGACAUCCUCCAGAACAAGUUCCUGCAAAUGUUUCACAAUAAAAGCCUUUUUAGAAAAUGAAGGGAUUCUCUCAACUGAAAAUGACGAGGAGCUUUUAAUUUGAAACAGAAAGUGUUGAGUUUGAUAUGACGAUGUGAUGCAUGACAUAAGAUUAAAACUGAAAACAGAUUAAUAACUAACGUCCUGUUUCUAAUGUAGUGUGUUUGAGAUGCAGCUGGUAGCCUCUGCAGCUGUGCUGAGUAAAGGCCCAGACACUAUCUGUGAGUUUGAUUCCUUUAUAUCCUCCAUCAUGAAGAAAGAACAUUCUUUGCUAGCUUGAUGCUAAUGGCAGUACUCAGCGGGUUGAUAAAGUGCCUCUGCUGUUUCCUCUUUACUCUGUGUGCUAACGUCCCUACAGGAAAUAUCUAAAAGGCUGGGCUGUUGUUGUCCUACAGUUUCCAAAGUCAUUUGCCUUCAGUUUAUUUUUUAACAAAUGUUUAAAUAACGUUAACUCAGCAUUUUCUAAAAUGUCUCUGUGGAGCUCUGGUACCUGUUGCACUGUCUGCGUCUGUGACGACUUAACAACCAGUCUGAGCUACAUUUGUGUCUUCAGCGACUGUGUGUUGAACAUGUCACCAGAACAAAAAGGGAUUGUUUGUGUUGCCAUGGUUACCGUUGACAUGAGAAAUAAAGCCACAAGAGUUUAAAUCAGAAUUUUCAGCAGAGAAUGACACGUAGACUGACAGGUGCAUCACUCAGCGUCAGUACGAUAUCCCUGUCUUUCUCCGUCUGACUUCAGUCUCAACCUACGUUAGAAAAUAAACUGUGAAAUAUGUAUUUAGUCAUGAGGGCUGAGAAUGUGUCACUGAUUUACUGUACUGCCUUUAUAACAUAUACUCCUGCUCUAGACAGCACAUGCAGUUUUUAUUUUUCCUGAGUAUAUCAAGCUAAUUCUGCUAAUUAAACAAAUUGUAAGUCUUAGCAACUGAGUUGAAUUGCAAGGCAGAGUAAUAUUUGGGUGGAACAAACCUUUAAACCGUCCUUCCUGCAGGAGUGUUUGGGCCCUGCAGGGACAGACAGUGCAGAGUGGGUGAAUGACCAGCAGGGGGAGCUACAGGACAGAACACUCAAACUGCUUCACACACCUUACAGUGAGAGUGUGUGUCACAUUUUGUUCACUGUCCACUGUGAAGAAUGAUUUUUAUAUUUUCUGUUGCCCUCCAGAUGUCUGCAGAGGAUUAUUGUACCUUGUGUAUUGUCACACAGUCGAAUGUGACCAGGAGUGAACGACCAUCAUGUGUUCACGCAGACACACACCAGCACCGUCAUCGAGCCGUCAUGUCAGACACCUCUCAGUCAGGGAAUUACAAUUUAAAAACAAGUCACAUCAACAUUGUUUCUCCUCUUGAGAUGAAAA
Messenger RNA from Epinephelus fuscoguttatus (brown-marbled grouper), 3108 nucleotides. It is a transcript of the gene rrp36, whose product is annotated as ribosomal RNA processing 36. The record is from RefSeq and is a predicted model, not a curated record. The coding region runs from base 135 to 1196 and encodes 353 amino acids. Gene Ontology annotation, cellular component: nucleolus; 90S preribosome. The transcript is spliced from 8 exons. Lineage: Eukaryota; Metazoa; Chordata; Actinopteri; Perciformes; Serranidae. Gene Ontology annotation, biological process: maturation of SSU-rRNA from tricistronic rRNA transcript (SSU-rRNA, 5.8S rRNA, LSU-rRNA).